CGUUGUUCCGGACCGGUUUAUGUGGCGCACAGUUGAUGGCGGCCAGCAGACGUUUGUCUGUAAAUUGUUGGUGAAGUAUUGGUUUGUGAAGGUGCUGUUCGAAAGAAAAGCGUCUACUUCACAGCGAUCCAGUCAUGGGGAGAAGCAGGAGCCGAACACCGCCACGACGAGGUUUGAAAACAGAGAGACGGCGCUCGCGCUCGACGUCACGGGAACGCGAGAGGAGGCGCCGGGAGCGCGAAAGAUCCCGAUCACGUGACAGAGACAGGCGGAGGUCGCGCUCGCGCUCGCCUCACAGACGCAGAUCCAGGUCUCCCCGCCGCCAUCGCUCCUCCUCGCUGUCUCCGGGGCGGCAGAAAGACAGACGGGAUGACGACCGGAAGGAAGCCAAGGACAAACCGGCAAAGGUUCAUCAGAUAUCAGCUGAGGACAUGCAGGGAAAGACUGAGGAGGAAAUCGAGAUGAUGAAACAGAUGGGCUUCGGGUCCUUCGACAGCACUAAGGGCAAGAAGAAGGAGGGCUCUGAUGCUGCGUUCGAGGUGAACGUGUCGCAAAAGAGAAAAUACAGGCAAUACAUGAACAGGAAAGGUGGUUUCAACAGACCUUUGGAUUUCAUUGCUUGACGGAGCCGUCAGGAAGAACGUCUGAGCGACUUUGACACCUUUGUGAUUAAACGUAUAUUCCCUUUUCAUCCCGAGUUUAUGUAAAUAUGUUUUUCCAUCUGUGUUGUGUUUCAGUCGGUGGCUGUUAUGUAAUGAGUGCAGUUUCUAGUAGCUCGUUUUAGAAGGGUUUGACAUUGUGGAUUUUUCAUUUUGAAAACUUUUAUUUGAAAGCGCUGAAUAAAUGGGGACUCUUGA
This is a messenger RNA of Puntigrus tetrazona (Sumatra barb), 857 nucleotides long. It is a transcript of the gene snrnp27, whose product is annotated as small nuclear ribonucleoprotein 27 (U4/U6.U5). The record is from RefSeq and is a predicted model, not a curated record. Bases 135 to 623 code for a protein of 162 amino acids. Gene Ontology annotation, biological process: RNA splicing. The transcript has 6 exons. Gene Ontology annotation, cellular component: precatalytic spliceosome. NCBI's taxonomy places the organism in Eukaryota, Metazoa, Chordata, Actinopteri, Cypriniformes, Cyprinidae.